Molecule: messenger RNA, 821 nt
Organism: Medicago truncatula (barrel medic)
Lineage: Eukaryota; Viridiplantae; Streptophyta; Magnoliopsida; Fabales; Fabaceae
Exons: 2
Coding region: 122-664 (180 amino acids)
Source: RefSeq, a predicted model, not a curated record
UAAAAAUAUUUGGAAAAUUAAACUGAAAAGGGGGAGGUGCAUCUUAUUUUUUUUAUCAAUGUUCAUGCACUAUUCUACUAUAUAAACUAUAGGUUAGUGAACAAUCAUCACACACACAAACAUGAUUUUCAUUAUUCCCAUGUCAACUAAGAAACGCCGAGAUAUGGUGAAUAAAUUACGCAAGCUUGAGAAAGUUGUGGUGUGCAAGAACAAAAAUUGGAGAAUUGAUGAUGAUGAGGUGAAAAGUAAGAAGAAGAAGAACAACAACAAAAACAACAUCAAUAGGAUCUUGAUAUCGAUCAAUAUUGUGGGUAGCUCGGGACCGUUAACAAUGGUGGUGAAUGAGGAUGAUGCUGUUUGUGAUGUUAUUGAGAAAAGUCUCAAAUCUUAUGCACGUCAAGGGAGAUUACCCAUUUUAGGAUCUGAUGUCACAAAUUUUGAUAUUUACUGCUCAAAUGAUGUCUCUGAUGCUCUAAGCCCAUCGGAACCUAUAGGAUCUUUUGGGACAAGAAAAUUUGUGCUAUGUGAAAAACCACCAUCUCCAACAAAGACAGAAGCACGAUCAAAGAUGAUGGCUCGAAAGGGAAGUGGAAGCUGGAAAUCAUUAAGUUUCAAAAAAGUUCUUUCAGCACUGGAAUGUGUAUCUAUUAGUAGCAGAGCUUAGUUUUCUUUAGAUCCAUAAUGUAUGCAUUUUACAAAACGUUCAUUUAGCAAUAUUGUUGAGAAAUUAGUGGCUUUAAUUCUGUAAAAAAAGCGACUUUCAUGUUUGGUUGGAAUAAUAAAAAACAUGAAUAAGAAAUAAGUUAUGAACGAAAAUAGAC